AUGGAGGAGGAAGAGAACAACCAGCUGGCCUUCCUGGAUGUCCUCGUAUGCCGCAAGGAUUGUGGUGGACUAGAGACCAAAGUGUUCAGGAAAGCGACAAAUACGAUGCAAGUACUGAACUUCAACAGUUACCACCCAAUCAGCCACAAACGCAGUUGUGUAAGGACGCUCUAUCGGCGUGUCGAAACGCACUGCAGUGAGCCGGAAGACAAAAUUGCUGAACUACAAUACCUCCGACGGGUCUUCAAAGCCAAUGGCUACCCGCGCAACUUCGUCGACCGGUGCAUACGCAAAAGGGACGAAAGGCCUAACCGCACGGAAACCAAGUCUUGGCGGGAACUUCCGUAUGUCAAGAACGUUUCGGAAGCUGUCGGCCGCCUUCUCGCACCACUUGGGGUUGGAGUGGCACACAGACCGGAGGCAACCAUCAGGCGUCUGAUCAUGAAACCGGAAGAUCCACUGCCACAUCUGGAGUCGUUUAUCGAAGUUGGUGCAGUUGCGGACAAAGCAACUUCGUCGGAGAAACCGGAAGACAACUCCAAAAGCGAAUGGCCGAACACGCUGCUGCGGCGCGGAGAAAUGACGCCAGCUCUCAAGUUGCGGCUCAUUCGACGGAUUUCGGCCGCACAUCCAAAUUUGACGAGGCCGAAAUUCUCGCAAGAGGUGACAACCGCGUGA
Messenger RNA from Spirometra erinaceieuropaei, 678 nucleotides. The record is from the annotation of a GenBank genome assembly. Lineage: Eukaryota; Metazoa; Platyhelminthes; Cestoda; Diphyllobothriidea; Diphyllobothriidae.